Molecule: messenger RNA, 1278 nt
Organism: Spathaspora passalidarum NRRL Y-27907
Lineage: Eukaryota; Fungi; Ascomycota; Pichiomycetes; Serinales; Debaryomycetaceae
Gene: YWP1
Exons: 3
Coding region: 1-1278 (425 amino acids)
Source: RefSeq, a predicted model, not a curated record
AUGAGGUUUUCAAUUUCUUCAAUCGUUGCAUCUGCUGUCUUAUUGACUCAAGCUGUUGCUGUUGACGUCGCCUGUUUAGUCGGUGGUGUCAGUGUCGCUGUCGUCGACUUAGACACUGGUUUAUGUCCAUUCACUAUCCCAUCACAAUAUCCAGUCAUCUUCGACUUCUUCAGUCGUGAAGAUUACGAUGUUGACUUCUACUACUCCCUUAUUGGUGGUCAAAGAUACUGGAACGACAUCGUCGAUGCCGGUCGUAUCAUCAGUAUCCCAGCCAGAAUUUUAUUCAACACCCCAGGUGCUCCUUUAUAUCACGUUCAUGUUGAAGAACAAGCUGCUUCUAACUCUACUGCUGCUAUUAGAAAGAGAUUAUUCAAGGAUACUGCUAUUGUUAAGAGAGACGCUGCUAGUGACUUUGCUGAUUCUAUCAAGUACAUUGACGGUACCUUAGUUGCCUCCACUGGUGCUGGUGCUUCUACUGGUGCUUCCACUGGUGCUGGUGCUUCUACUGGUGCUUCCACUGGUGCUGGUGCCUCUACCGGUGCUUCCACUGGUGCUGGUGCUUCUACUGGUGCUGGUGCCUCUACUGGUGCUUCCACUGUUACCGCUACUAACAUUGCUACUACCACCAUCACUACCACUCACUGUUCUAACGAUGUCUGUUCUUUGACUACUUACCCAGCCACUAAGGGUGUUACUACUGAAACCAUCAGUGGUGAAGUUACUGUUUACACUACUUACUGUCCAUUAACUGCUGUCACUGAAGAAUCUACCACCACCGUCACCAUCCUUUCUUGUAAGGAAGACAAGUGUGUUGCUACUGCUGUUCCAGCCACCCCAGCUGUUACCACUGAAACUAUCAACGAAGUUGAAACCGUCUACACUACUUACUGUCCUCUCUCUACUGGUGCUGAAACCAAGCUCCCAACUGUUACCAUCACUGUUACCAGCGAAGGUACCACCACUAUCUGCCCAGCUACUCCAGCUCUUACCACCGGUACUGUUGAAGGUACCAAGACUGUUUUCGUUACCUACGUUCCAGUUACCUCUACUGCUGCUCCAGCUGCCCCAGGUACUGCUGCUCCAGCUGCUCCAGGUGCUGCUGCUACUGCUACUACUCCAGCUGCUCCAGCUCCAGGUGCUGCUACCACUCUUGCCCCAGCUGCUUCUCCAGCUGUUACCACCAAGGCUGGUGUCAUCUCCACUUUCGAAGCUGGUGCUGCUUCUGCUGGUGCCACUUUCUUAGCUUUAGCUUUGGUUCCAUUGGCUUACUUCCUUUAA